This is a messenger RNA of Ficedula albicollis (Collared flycatcher), 1994 nucleotides long. It is a transcript of the gene ANKRD42, whose product is annotated as ankyrin repeat domain 42. Gene Ontology annotation, molecular function: protein binding. NCBI's taxonomy places the organism in Eukaryota, Metazoa, Chordata, Aves, Passeriformes, Muscicapidae. The record is from RefSeq and is a predicted model, not a curated record.
AUGGAUCGGGUCUGUGCGCUACGGAGACAUCGCAGCGCCUGAAUUUGCCUCUCUCUAUUCCGAGCCAUAUCCUUCUGCACUUCAUCUCUUUAACUGGGUUUUGGGCAGGUACCGAUCUCAAAGUGCUUGCCGAAUUCUUUCUGCGAAGUUUUCCCACAGACCAUCGAAUGAGCGAUAACAGUUUCUGGCAGUGGAGCUGAGGCACUAAUACCUUGAGACCUUCAGUUUUAUGCUUUCUUGACUUGCCAAACAGUAGCCCAAUUCUUCAGGACUUGCAGCAGUGUGAAAUGUAAUCAGUGUUCGUGCGUUUUGGUUCUGGAAUGAUGACUACUGCAGAAGUUGUCAAGAAGAAGGAAAAUUAUACUAGUGUGCAUGAAGCAGUGAAAGCUGGGGAUGUAGACCAGCUUGCAUCGAUGAUAAAAAGUGGAGCCAGUAUUAAUGAGGUGGAUGUAGUUCACAAGUUCACACCCUUGCAGUGUGCUGCCCACUCGGGAAGUCUGGAGUGCCUUCGGUGGCUGCUGUGGCAGGGAGGCGACACCACGCGUGCGACUGGGAGAGGCUGGACAGCGGCUCACCUCGCGGCCAUCCGCGGGCAGCAUGCCUGCCUGCAGGCGCUGCUGCGGAGCGGAGCGGAGGCGGCGGCCCGGGACGAGCGCGGGUGCACGGCCGCGCACCUGGCUGCAGCCCACGGGCACCCGCGCACCCUGCGGAGCCUGCUGCGCUCCGGGGCGGAUGUAAAUGUUUCAGACAGGAAUGACUGGAAACCUGUUCAUUAUGCUGCUUUUCACGGUCGCUUGGGGUGUUUGCAGCUUCUUGUUCGAUGGGGAGCGUGUGUAGAUGAUGUGGAUAACAAUGGAAACCUUCCAGCACAUCUGGCAGCAGCGGAAGGACACUUGCAUUGCUUUAAGUUCUUGGUUGGGAAAAUGGCCAGUCUUACGCACACUCUGAAAGCCAGGAAUGACCAUGGAGAGACUCCAAGGGACUUGGCUGAACGGUUCUAUAAAGAUAGAAUUCUGCAAUAUAUUGAUGGGGUGGAAAAAGAGAAGGAACAUCCAGAGACGCAGGAAGUUUUAGCUUUCCCAGCUCAUGAUGCUGCUUUCAAGGGGGACUUGGUAGUGGUUAGAAGACUAGUGAGAAGUGGAGUAGUCAAUAUCAAUGAGCGUGAUAAUAAGGGAUCCACUCUCCUGCACAAAGCUGCUGAACGGGGCCAUAUCCAUUGCUUACAGUGGUUGCUUGAAACGGGAGCUGACUGUGACAUUACAAAUGAUGCUGGAGAGACUCCAGAGGAUGUAGCCAAGAGAUUUCGCCAUCUGGCAGCUGUGGAACUUUUGACACCAAGAACUGCAAAUGAUAACUCAAGUGAUGAAGAACUAGAUGCAAACAACAUGAAGUUUUUUGAAACACAUGGUGUGGAAGGGAGUACAGAUAGCAAAGAAGAUUUAACCCUGGAUAAAGCAGAGAAAAGGAAUGCACGCAUGAGGGCCUAUCACAAGAUUAAAGAACUUCAGCGACUUCUAGAAAUUGCCUACAGCAACUACAGACAGCUGGGGGGAGUAACUGAAGAGGAGAAGAAGAUGAAAAAAGAAGAAAGGAAAGUUGAGAAGGCUGUGCGGGAGCUGGAGGCCCAGCUGGAAUAUGAGCGAGUCAGGCGGGAGAAGCUGGAGAGCCAGCUGGAUGAUUACCGUGCUGAGAUAAACCAGCUCCGACAGGGCCGGGGGAAGACCCGCACCGCCUCUGCUGCCUCCGCGGAAGCUGAGACAAUGGCCAAGUCUUGCGAAGACAACCAGCAGCAGCAAGCCUGCAGCCCAGGAGGAGUGAGACUAUGCUGAGGAACAAACCUCAAAGGAGGGGCAGCAGACUGUGGGGGUAUAAAAACAAUAUUACAGAUAAUGCAAAGUGUUUGCACACUCCAGCUCUGCGGGUGAGCUGUGGGUCUCUACCUUUCACUGAACUGUUUCUUGUUCUCUAGUUCUCCGACCCAAGAACAGGAAAGG